This is a messenger RNA of Xyrauchen texanus (razorback sucker), 2551 nucleotides long. RefSeq names its product IMP (inosine 5'-monophosphate) dehydrogenase 2 (gene impdh2). NCBI's taxonomy places the organism in Eukaryota, Metazoa, Chordata, Actinopteri, Cypriniformes, Catostomidae. The record is from RefSeq and is a predicted model, not a curated record. The coding region runs from base 256 to 1656 and encodes 466 amino acids. Gene Ontology annotation, molecular function: IMP dehydrogenase activity. Gene Ontology annotation, cellular component: cytoplasm. The transcript has 13 exons. Gene Ontology annotation, biological process: GTP biosynthetic process.
CGUUCCACAGACAAACACGUGUGAUGAUUGUAUGCUCCAUUGAGUAGUUUCAGUCCGUAGCACAAGAGGAGCGGGGUUCGGUCAUUUAGAUCAGCAAAACUCUAGGCUCUUCACAGGAAUUGCAACAUUUUAUGUAAUUACGUGUCGUGACAACUGCCUGAUUGAAGCACUGAGACAAACAGAAUUUACCGGACAGUGUGAACACAGGCUGCUGUCUUCAUACCUCCAGUAAGGGUUUGGACUUUUUCAUGUACAAUGGCUGACUAUUUAAUCAGUGGAGAGACGGGAUACGUGCCUGACGACGGUUUAACGGGACAACAACUCUUUAACUGCGGAGAUGGCCUCACCUACAAUGAUUUCCUGAUUCUGCCAGGAUACAUUGACUUCUCAGCUGACCAGGUGGACCUGACAUCAGCCUUGACCAAACAGAUCACAAUGAAAACUCCACUGGUCUCGUCACCCAUGGACACGGUCACAGAGUCUGGAAUGGCCAUAGCUAUGGCGUUGACUGGUGGAAUUGGCUUUAUUCAUCAUAACUGCACUCCAGAGUUCCAGGCCAAUGAAGUUCGCAAGGUCAAGAGGUAUGAACAAGGUUUCAUUACGGAUCCAGUGGUGAUGAGUCCAAACGAGCGGGUAAGGGACGUCUUUCAGGCUAAAGCUUGUCACGGAUUCUGUGGUAUUCCAAUCACAGACAAUGGACAGAUGGGCGGACGUCUGGUCGGCAUCAUUUCAUCACGAGAUAUCGACUUCCUGAAAGAGUCGGAGCAUGACCUGCUACUCAGUGAGGUGAUGACUAAGAGGGAUGAUCUUGUUGUAGCUCCAGCAGGAGUAACACUGAAAGAGGCCAAUGAAAUCCUUCAGAGGAGCAAAAAAGGCAAGCUUCCUAUCGUAAAUCAGGAGGGCUGUUUGGUGGCCAUCAUCGCCCGGACAGAUCUAAAGAAGAACAGAGAUUUCCCACUGGCCUCAAAAGACUCCCGGAAACAGCUACUUUGUGGUGCUGCCAUCGGAACACACAAUGAUGACAAAUACAGACUGGAUCUGUUGGCGCAGGCUGGUGUGGACGUGGUUGUCCUGGACUCUUCCCAAGGAAAUUCGAUCUUUCAGAUUAAUAUGAUUAAGUACAUAAAGGAGAAAUAUCCUAGUCUACAGGUUAUCGGCGGCAACGUGGUGACUGCGGCUCAGGCGAAGAAUUUGAUUGAUGCAGGAGCGGACGCCCUGAGAGUGGGAAUGGGAAGCGGCUCCAUUUGCAUCACACAAGAAGUCCUGGCAUGUGGGAGGCCUCAGGCUACAGCCGUGUAUAAGGUAUCUGAAUAUGCUCGGCGAUUUGGAGUGCCUGUGAUCGCUGAUGGGGGAAUUCAGACAGUUGGUCACAUUGCUAAAGCUCUUGCGUUGGGGGCAUCUACAGUAAUGAUGGGGUCAUUGCUAGCAGCCACCUCUGAAACUCCUGGUGAAUAUUUCUUCUCUGAUGGGAUCCGUCUGAAGAAGUUCAGAGGAAUGGGUUCACUGGAUGCCAUGGACAAGAACCUGGGCUCACAAAACCGAUACUUCAGGGCAAUGAUGUAUUCAGGUGAAUUGAGGUUUGAAAAGAGAACCAUGUCAGCUCAGAUGGAAGGUGGAGUGCACAGUCUACACAGCUAUGAGAAGCGGCUGUUUUAACGAAGAAACUACAGAUGCUAGUACAUGCACUCCUGUUAAUCUACUUUCUACACAUUUUUCUAACAUACUGACACCCAAACACAAUUGAGAACCACAGCUUCCUCUUUCUCUUGUCUUCCCAGCUGCCUUUCCUCUUAGUAAGGAGAGAAACCAUGUGUGAAUGUCUGUAUGCUUAUGUCCGUGUGUGUGAAUGUGUGCGUUUGCAUUCUUUUGUGUGGUUGCGGUGAGCAUGUGCUGUCUGUUGAAUGUAUCAGAUGCCUUACUUUGUUAAAAAAAAAAAUAGUUUUUUUGACAACUUGGAAAGUAUUAACAUAUAUCCUUUUUUUUUGGACACUGAUAUUUGUUGGUCUGUUAAAUAAAAUGCUAAUUAUACAAGUACAUGCAUACUUUUAAGCAAUAAUAAUCAAUGCUUGCAGUUCAUAAAUAAAACUGGAUGACUGAGUGUAGUUCAUGAUCUGUGCGAAACAGGAAGUAAUGUAUUUUGAUGGGAUUUCUGUUCAAUUUAUUAUAAAAAGAGAACUGUCAGUUCAGGUUUGGUGUGUACAUUUGAGUGCCUUCAUAAAAUGUUUCAUGUCAUUUAUAACAUGUUUCAAUUACUUGCAUAUGUUUUUAUUUAUAUAUAUAUAUUUGUGUGUAUAUAUAUAUAUAUAUAUAUAUAUACAUAUAUAUAUAUAUAUAUACACUCACACACACAUACAAUAAAUUGAUUUUAAAACCUGAAUCUGUGGGUAGGUGGCUGUUUGUUAAAGAGACACUGGUACGCUAUUCCUCAUUUUGCAAGCAUGUCUCAAGGGAACCAGCCUUCACCUCCAAAACCACCGGACUUUCCAAACAUGCAUUAACACAUGCUCACUAAUGGGCUUGCACCUGGACAGGUUGGGCUGAGAGCUUCAGU